AACAGAUUACAGCACAGUUGCGGAACUAUUUUUGCAAACAGCUGGAGGUUAUCGCUGUCCAGCAAUAAAAAGAGUUCACUGGAGAAUUUUGAGCCUGUAUUGAAUAUUUAAUAAAGUUAUUGAUAGAAAGAAGUGAGAAAAAAUAUAGGAGCCUUGAUGAUGAUGAUGAUGAACUAUAUAUUGAAAGAUGCAAGCACCAGCAAUUCACUUUCAAUGAUAAAUUUGAUAAUUUUCCUGUUAGUCAGUACUAUGUUGUCACAAGCGAGUGCUGACUCUGAAAUCUGUAACUUUGAACAUGGCCUUGGUACGACAUUAUGUCCAUGGCACAAUGUUGAGGGAGUUGAUGAUGACGACUGGACUCUCUCAGAUUACCCAUAUCAUUUCAAACGGUCAACGUUUGGACGAAACCUUUAUUCUAGAGGACAAUACUAUUCGCAAGGAAAGGCUUGGUUGGUGGGAAAUUAUCGCAACAACUCUGUUACGUGCUUUUCAUUUUCGUAUUACCUGCAAUAUAAAUUAUCAGUGUAUUGGACAUUGAAUAUCUAUCAAGAAUAUUUUUAUAAUCGAUAUAUGCUGUUACUGUGGUCAUUAAAUGAUGAUAAAGAAAGCGAGUCGUACAAGUGGAAAAAAGGCCAAGUCACAGUUGAUUUUACCAUGGGUCUAUCUAGGUUGAUCAUUGAAAGCGAUCAUAGAAGAGGUGCUACUCUUGCCAACCUUACUUUUUAUUCCAAACGCUGUGACACCAUACCAAAGGUCGCCACUCCUAGUAGUGCUUUAGAUUGCUCCAUUGGCUCAUUUUUUUCGCUUCAACUUAAUAAAUGCGAAAAAUGUCCCACCUCUACAUAUCAACCAUACGCAAAUCAAACUCGUUGUCUUACCUGUAAUGAUGGAAAAGGUACCAUCAAUGUUGGUGCAGUAAGUGAACAAGAAUGUAUUAAAGUAGAAAGCUGCGAUUUUCAAAAGGGAAUGGGAACGAAUGUAUGCCCAUGGCACAACGUCUACUGGGAUGAUGUCAUUAACUGGAAACUUACCCCACCAUACUUAGACUUUUUGGGUUAUGAUGCUACAGGCUCCAGUAUUGGACGAUAUGUUUCUGCUGAUAUAAGAUACAUUUCACCCGGCAAAACUUGGUUGGUGGGAAAUUAUCGCAGGGACUCUCUCGUUUGUUUUUCAUUUUCGUAUUACAUGUAUCGCACUUAUUCUGGGAUAUUAAAUAUCUACCAAGAAUAUUUUCACAAUGGAUACAGUCCUUUACUGUGGUCAUUAAGUGGUGAUCAAGGAAACAAGUGGAAUAAAGGCCAAGUCACAGUUAAUUUUACCAUGGGUCUAUCUAGGUUGGUCAUUGAAGAUGUUCUAGAAUCAUCAUAUUUUAGGGUCAAGGCUCUUGACAAUCUUGCUUUUACUCCUGGAAGCUGUGAAAAAAUACCUGAGGUGGCGUUUCGUCCUAUUGCUUUUGAUUGUUCCGUUGGUUCAUUCUUUUCGUUUGAAAGUAUGAAGUGUGAAAAAUGUCCCAUAUAUACAUAUCAACCAUACACAAAUCAAACUCGUUGUCUUGCCUGUAAUGAUGGUAAAGGUACCAUCAAUGUUGGUGCAAUUAGUGAACGAGAAUGUAUAAAAGUCGAAAGCUGUGAUUUUCAAAAGGGAUUGGAAACGACUGAUUGUCCAUGGCGCAACGAGAGAGUUGAUGAUCACUUUGACUGGAAAUUAAGUACAUCAAACUUAUAUUAUUGGCAACCACCACGUUAUGAUGCUCUAGGGUUGAGUAUUGGUAAGAUGGCAGUGUUUAUAGUGAAUAAGUGUUGCAUGUAUAACUGCUUAAAGUGCAAAAAGUAAAAUGAUGAAGAACAUUUUUGAUUUUUUCUACAAAUGAAAAUUCAGAUUUACUUUUUAAUGAAAUCUAACGUCAUAAAUAUUUUGCUGCGUCUAAACUAGAUACUUUAUUAAAAUUGAAAUCAGAUGUAUUUUGGUACCACGCUACGAUACCACACGUUCCGGUGUUGGUAAGAUGGCAAUGUUUUAAAUUGAAUCUGAAACUUCUUGAAUCAAGGCUUAAAUAAUAACAGGCAAAAUGAUGGAGAAAAUUUAGUAAGAUUUUGUCUUCAAAGAUAACAAAUUUGGUGGGGUAGAGAAAUUCAUCAAACAACAAAGAUAAACAAAAACUUAAACUUAACAUGUGUUGUAGGACGAUAUCUUUAUUCUUUAUAUAUACCGUCUACAUAUAUCUUUCAUUUCUUCAUGUGUUGUAGGACAAUAUUUUUUUCUUUAUAUAUCCCGUCUACAUAUAAUUUACAUUUCUUUAUGUGUUUUAUGGCGGUAUAUUUAUUCUUUAUAUAUAUAGUCUACAUAUAUCUUACAUUGCAUUAUGUGUUGUAGGACAAUAUCUUUAUUCUUUACAUAUAGUCUACAUAUAUCUUACAUUUUUUAUGUGUUGUAGGGCGGUAUAUUUAUUCUUUAUAUAUAUAGUCUACAUAUAUCUUACACUUCUCCAUGUGUUGUAGGACGGUAUUUUUAUUCUUUAUAUAUAGUCUAAAUAUAUCUUACAUUUCUUUAUGUGUUGUAGGACAAUAUUUUUUCUUCAUAUAUAUAGUCUACAUAUAUCUUA
Molecule: messenger RNA, 2602 nt
Organism: Xenia sp. Carnegie-2017
Lineage: Eukaryota; Metazoa; Cnidaria; Anthozoa; Malacalcyonacea; Xeniidae
Product: MAM and LDL-receptor class A domain-containing protein 1-like
Exons: 11
Coding region: 157-1833 (558 amino acids)
Cellular component (GO): membrane
Source: RefSeq, a predicted model, not a curated record